This is a messenger RNA of Suillus plorans, 1491 nucleotides long. RefSeq lists its product as uncharacterized. NCBI's taxonomy places the organism in Eukaryota, Fungi, Basidiomycota, Agaricomycetes, Boletales, Suillaceae. Gene Ontology annotation, molecular function: zinc ion binding. Bases 1 to 1491 code for a protein of 496 amino acids. The record is from RefSeq and is a predicted model, not a curated record. The transcript has 7 exons.
AUGGCACAACGGCGAGUGCCCACCAUUAGCGACCUCAGGAUCAAGCUUUGCUACAUUUGCAGGGAGGAGGAGCGGUAUGAUGCACCCGAGCACCCUCCCCGAGCAUGGACGCAUCCAUGCAAAUGCACACUCAUUGCACACGAGUCCUGUCUGCUGCAAUGGAUACAGACAUCGCAGCAGAACCGCUCACGAGCCCCAAAUGCUCUCAAGUGCCCGCAGUGCAGCUCAGUAUAUGAGCUUGAAAGCAACAAUCCACUCAUUCUACGCAUCUUGGACGCAGCAAACAAGGGCCUCUCGACGAUGGGAAAGAUUGUAACUAUCGCAAGCGUGACAGUGGUGGUGGUUUCUCUUGGGACUGGAAUGUAUAUCCUCAGCACAGCAUAUGGUGCCUAUGCUCUGAAGGAGUUUCUGGGUGCUGAGAUGUAUGAUCUCCUGUUAACGGAGGACCCUACUAAUUGGCCGUGGCAUUGCUACCUCAAUCUUCCACUCAUUCCCCUUGCUCUCAUCAUCUCGCGUCUUCCUUUUAACUCUAGUGUCACGCCACUUGUUCCCCUUCUCCUCGCAUGGCCAACGUCCACCCCCCCGCGGACUGACAAGCGCAUAGUUCUCGAUCGUUGGGGUAUUCAGGAACCAAUACAACGGGAAAUGUUCCCCUUACUCCCAAGCUGGCCCCCUCCGCCAGUAUUGCUCGGCUUGAUCAUCUAUCCGUCUGUUCGUAUCACAUAUAACCGCCUGUUCUCUCAGUUCUCGAGAUGGGUGCUGGAUACGCAACCGGAUGCCACCAAUACCACACAGCCCAUGAUGCUUGCUUUGGAGGAUGACGACCCAUUCCUUCGCAUUCGCAUCAAUGCUAACGGCGAAGAACGGAACGCCCAGCUUCAGCCUAAUGGUCAAGGCCAGCAGGACAGAGGUGCAGGUAUUGCUAACAAUGGUGCCAAUAAUAAUCCAAAUGCCGAUGGCGAAGCCAUUGCAGGAGACGUUGCUGCUGCCGCUGAGAAUACCAUUCGGGUAUCGGGGACCUCCCUUGGGCGACUGAUUGGAGGAGCCUUGAUUAUCCCGCGGAUCUCCAGUUUCAUGGGCUCGCUAUUGUAUCGACUAUCCAAGUAUUCACCGCUUUUACGUCGUUUCCUCGCUGUGCGCCCACCUCUUCCGCCUGAUGUGCGGCCGUCGCUAGUAGGGACUUGGAUCGAUGAGGAAAUGUGGCGCCAGUUGAGCCCUGUGAAACGGCUCAGCGUCGCUGGAUUGAUGGGUCUUAGCGUCGCGUGGCGGGGAACUCCCGUUUGGGCAGAAUGUGAUCCUGUUUGGUGGAGAAACUCAUUAGGGUUGGGUCUUUUCACCGUCGCAAAGGACUGCUUGCAUCUCCUACAUCUGUGGCUUACCAAACGGGAGCUGCAGAGCCGGCGAGUCAAGAACAAGUCAUUUGAAGGUGUUGACGUGAGGGAAUUAGAUCUCAUCGAUUCCGUGACACACACCGGACACUACCAUCCUUAG